GUCCCGAUCCACACACACAAACACAGAGCCAUACACACACUCGUCGGGGUCACUCUUCUCUCAGGCAGUGGACUGUUUUCAGUGAAUAUCGCACAUGAGCAGUGUGAGGGACGCCGGCUGACCCGUUCUACCUGUGCACCCUCCGCGUGCGUUACAGAAACUCCGCUGAUUGUUUCCUUCGCGGUGCUUUUGGAUUACGGAGGAAAAUAACAGGCAGCGUGGGCGUGUAACUCCCGUAAUCAUGGAUUUAUGGAUAAAGUUGAUGUUAUUGUACAGCUGCUGCUAUGGAGCAAGUGCAGACUUUGAUGGCAGGUGGCCACGGCAGAUGGCCUCGUCCAAUGGCCUGUGCCGUUACGGCGCCCGGGUGGACUGCUGCUGGGGAUGGACGCGCCACUCCUGGGGUCACUGCCAGCCUCUCUUCGCCUUAACUCACAGAGUAGCCGGGAUAAGGUGCCAGCCCCAAGCUUUGUGUCAGCCCGGCUGCAAGCAUGGAGACUGCGUGGGACCCAACAAGUGCAAGUGCCACCCAGGCUUCACUGGCAAGACCUGCAACCAAGACCUGAAUGAGUGUGGGCUGAAGCCUCGGCCUUGUAAACACAGGUGCAUGAACACAUAUGGGAGUUACAAGUGCUACUGCCUCAACGGCUACAUGCUGCUGCCUGAUGGGACCUGUGGAAAUGCUCGCACUUGUGGAAUGGCCAACUGCCAAUACGGCUGCGAGGUGCUGAAAGGAGAGGUCCGAUGUCAGUGUCCGUCACCGGGGCUGCAGCUGGCUCCUGAUGGAAGAACCUGCGUGGAUGUCGAUGAGUGUGCAGCAGGAAUAGCUGUGUGUCCCAGGUUCAGGAAAUGCAUCAACACCUUUGGCAGCUACAUCUGCAAAUGCCAUGAAGGCUUUGACCUGCAAUACAUCAACGGGAAAUAUCAAUGUAUAGAUGUGGAUGAGUGCUCCUUAGGUCAAAGCCACUGCAGCGGCUUCGCCACCUGCUACAACACGCCGGGAUCAUACAAGUGCAAAUGCAAAGACGGCUUCAGGGGGAUGGGCCACGACUGCAAACCUAUUCCAAAGGUGGCUAUUGACCCCCCGAGACCCGGCAAACUGCCUCCAAAUCAUCACAACCACAUCCCUGGCAUAGAUCAGAAGAGGACCACAACCACCCUCCACCCGCCCGUGACUCAAAGGAGAAUUUUCCCAGCAAUUCCCAAACCGACACCAGCCACAACGACGAAGGCAACAACGACCACGACUACAACUACAACAUCAAAACCAAAGACCAGAGCUCCUCUACUUCCAAAGAAGAUAACUCCAUCCCCACGCAAGCCCGCUGUUCCCACCAGGAAGCCCAUUAUCCCAACCAGGAAACCACCAGCUCCUACACGCAAGCCCUACAUCCCACCGAGGCCAGUUCCCCCUACCAGACCUCCCCCACCACCACAACCAGUCACACCAGUGGACAACAGUAUCAAUAAGGAGGUGACCAGACAGAGAGGAGAUGUUCACAUCCCAAGGAACCACGGCCAUAACGGCAUUCUCGACAUCGACUUUGACAUUGAGCUCGGCAACACGGCGGAUGAAGCCAAGGACGAUCCAGAGUCUGGGUUUCUGAGCUGCUCCUUUGAUGACGGUCUCUGCGGUUGGAUCAGGGACAAAGACGGAGACCUGCACUGGGAGACGACGCCUGAUCCAUCAGGUGGACGGUACCUCACCAUCCCUGAGGUGGGCAACAAGAGGACCGGGCGUGGGGCCCGGCUGGUCCUCCCACUCACCCCGCCCUGGAACAACGGCAAUCUUUGCCUGUCGUUCCGUCACAAGCUGGCAGGCCACCAUGUGGGCAUGCUGCAGGUGUUUGUGAAGAAGGGGAAGCAGUACAGUCCUGCAGUGUGGGGACGGACAGGUGGAAACGGCUGGAGGCACACACAGAUCACGUUAUGGGGCACAGGCCUGGAAAGUGUCAUCCUGAAGGGGGAGCGUGGGCGAGGCAGGAUUGGAGAGAUGGCUGUGGAUGACAUCACUCUGAGGAAAGGCUCCUGCACAGAGGAGCACAAUCUGAGGAGACUCUGACUGACAGAAACAUAACAAAAAAGAGAACUGACUCUGUUGUGACAACCCCUCACUCUGCCUCCACCCACCCCUUUGCAGCUCAUCCCCUCCAUUGUGUGAACAAUAUCCCUAAAAUUAUGCGUUUGCAGAACAGUGGGUUUCUCCUUCUACACCGACCAUGAAUAAAAAGACUGAAUCAAAUACCAUGGUCGGGUCCCAGCAGCACAGCCUCAUCUUCUUCCCCUCUCUUUCACUCCAUCACCUUGUUACUCUGAAACCUGCAUGUUCCUACUUACAAUGGAAAUGUCCUCCACCUAACACAGCCCGGCAGCCCUCCAGCCACACCGCUGAGAGACCCAUACUCACUUCUUUUCUUCAUGCAGAGAGGAGUCUGUUUUGACUUUUUUCAUUUUACCACAAGCCAUUUCUUUAUAUUUACUCGGUGUUAGAAGUCAAGGCCUGGGGUACAUUUUGUGAGUGUUUUGAUCAGAAAAAUAUCAGUUAUGGAAUAUAUUUCUUUAAAGGUAAGAGCUUUUUUCCUUUCAAGUUUAAAAUAGACAAAUUGUAUUUGUCAUGAUUGCUCACCCGACUCCAAAUCUGAUAGAUCCAAGAUAAAACAUCCACAUUUAAAGACAGCUUCUUUGGUAGGUUGAAUUUGUUUUUGCUAUUUCAGCUCUUAAACAGCACGGUUUUGACUGAAGCAGAGAUGCUUCUAUUUUUUUGUCACAGUAUUUCAAAGAUCUGUUUGGUGGAAAAAUGUUAAAAACUGCAUCACUUUCCCCAUCCUGAUCUUUUGUUGAACCUGCCUAAAGUUGUUCAAACUCUCAUUUUAAUUUUUUCAGAUACUUGAAAUAUUUCAAACAGAACCAGUGUUUGAUUUUUGACACAUACAAAUCAACAUUUACUUUCUAUUAUACAGUAUGUGCUUUGUUAUAUUAAGUGCAGUUUGUUACAAAGAUGAUACCAACAACUUUUUAGGCUUUCACAAAUUGUAUUAUUGUAAAUGUAGUUGUGUGUACAUACUCUCAAGUCCUACAAUCCCAUGUGUUAUGUGGUUUAUACGUUAUGUAAUUUCAUACAUAAAUAUUGAUUGGAUUUCAAAAUGAUCAUUUCAUUUUAAUUGAAGAACAUGUAUACAGAUGGAAACCUUGUGUUAAAAGUGCACAAAUGUGUUGUCCAUGUAUUGAGGUAUAAUGCUACGUUUGUAACCUGCACAUAUGCAUACUGUAUGCUGUGAUAAUGAAGGGCAUCGGCUGGAGUAUUAAGGUUUUCUGUAUGCAUGGGUGCAUUCACCAAAUUCAGAUUUAUUCAGACCAGUAUGUAAAUAAAAUACAUUUGACUGAUA
Notolabrus celidotus (New Zealand spotty) is the source of this 3383-nucleotide messenger RNA. RefSeq names its product nephronectin a (gene npnta). Gene Ontology annotation, cellular component: membrane. NCBI's taxonomy places the organism in Eukaryota, Metazoa, Chordata, Actinopteri, Labriformes, Labridae. Gene Ontology annotation, molecular function: calcium ion binding. The record is from RefSeq and is a predicted model, not a curated record.